UCACUCUCUACACCGGCGCGUGAUCAUCCCCGUCUCUUAUAUAGCGUCUGCAUUUCUCUAUCUAUCUAGAUUUUAAUGACCAUGACUUGUUCGUCGAGGCAACACCUUGACCACACCUCCGCCGAGACUGCAAUUUUCUAUAAUAUAUUAUUCAAAUAAUCUUCAUAUUAAAAUCACAAAGCAGCAACUGAAGAUAGAAUUUGCCACUGUCCACGUUAGCAUCUGAUUUCUGGUAUGGCGGAGCUGGCUCAGGGGGCUGACGUGAGGAGUAUAGCAGCAUGGAGGUGGCUGGUUAACUGGGUCGCUUUCUUCUUUCAGAUCUUUAUUCAGAUCCUUAGAGGAACCCCUUCUCUUAGUCAGCUACUUUCCUAUGUAGGCUUCCGUAAUACAUCUUUCCUCUCUUCCACCCCGCAAUUCAAGCCGCUGCCUAUUGUUGAGCUGCCUGAAGAGGCGCCGCCACCGCCACAGCAGCCAUCACUCACUGUGAACGCCGACCAACAUAUACCAAGACUUACGGUGGUUCUUGACUUGGAUGAAACUUUAGUUUGUGCAUUAGAGACAUCAAGUUUGCCCAAUAUCGUAUGCACCCAGGCUACAGAAGCUGGAUUGAAGUGGUUUGAGCUUGAGUGCAUAUCUUCAGACAAGGAAUGCGAAGGCAAACCUAAGAUUAAUUAUGUCACAGUUUUUGAACGUCCUGGAUUGCACGAGUUUCUAAAAGAACUCAGUGAAUUUGCCGAUCUUGUCUUGUUUACUGCUGGGCUUGAAGGCUAUGCAAGACCGCUUGUUGACAAAAUUGAUCCCGGAAAUCGGUUUAGCUUGAGACUUUAUCGGCCUUCAACAAUUAGCACGGAAUACCGGGAACAUGUGAAGGAUUUAUCUUGCAUUUCAAAGGAUCUAAGCCGAAUCGUCAUUGUUGAUAACAAUCCAUUCAGUUUCUUGUUACAGCCUCUAAAUGGAAUUCCAUGCAUUCCGUUUUCUGCUGGACAACCUCAUGAUAUACAGCUUUUGGAGGUAAUCCUUCCACUUCUCAAGCAUCUCUCCAAGCAAAAAGAUGUGCGGCCUGUGCUCUACGAUAGAUUUCACAUGCCUGAAUGGUUUCAAAAGCAUGGAAUCCCUGCUUCUGCAUUGUGAAAUUGUUGCUAAUUCCUGGAGCAAUCAAUCCUGUAAUUUGUUCUGAGAGGGAAGUACCUCUUCACCCGAAGAACAAUUUUUGUAUAGCUAAUUUUCUGCAGAGGAGCAGCCAUCGGGGAAGUUCCAAGUUUCUCAAGUCUGAUCAGAAUGUUCUCCCUACGUCCACAACAUUCUCAUUGUGUAACUUGUUCAUAGCUUCCCGGACAAUGCUAGUGUUUGUGCAAUUGUCGUUGUAAACAGUCAUCGCCAAUAAUUAUUCCCUUCUCAAUGUAAAGGUUUGAUCGUUGGAUUCUCUCUCUUCAGGAAUUGUGGUGUUCGUUUUUCAAA
This is a messenger RNA of Lycium barbarum (goji berry), 1458 nucleotides long. RefSeq lists its product as uncharacterized. The transcript is spliced from 6 exons. Gene Ontology annotation, molecular function: phosphoprotein phosphatase activity. The record is from RefSeq and is a predicted model, not a curated record. NCBI's taxonomy places the organism in Eukaryota, Viridiplantae, Streptophyta, Magnoliopsida, Solanales, Solanaceae. The coding region runs from base 235 to 1131 and encodes 298 amino acids.